AUGACUGCCAGACGGCAGCCCUCCACAACUUCCCUCUCAAAAUUCGCCAGAGAUGGCUCACCCGACCCCGCAGCCCGCUCCCUCGACUUCUGCAACGCUUUCUGGGGCCUCAGCGAUGGCGGCGUCGAUGUCCUCUUCGCGAGGAUGCGCGGCGCCGGACGCACCACAGAGGAGCUGCGCAACUUUUGGAAAGAACGAGCUGCCAUCGAAGAGGACUACGCGAAGCGCCUCGCAAAGCUCGCAAAGAUGUCCGUCGGCAGGGAUGAGAUCGGAGAACUACGCAACUCGCUCGACACCCUUCGCUCGGAAACCGAGAAACAGGCCGGAUUCCACCUCCAACUCGCCCAGCAAGUCCGCAACGACCUCGAGGGCCCCACUAACGCCUUUGUCGCACGCCAGGCCCAACAUCGAAAGGUCGUCCAGUCGGCGAUAGAGAAGCAGUUUAAGGUAAAGCAGGCGCAGGAGACGCACGUCAACAAGGCCCGCGAGAAGUACGAGGCCGACUGCAUCCGCAUCAACUCCUUCACCGCCCAGAGCACCCUCGUCCAGGGAAAGGACCUCGAGAGCAUCAGCCGCAAGCUCGAACGUACCCAGCAGACCGUCAAAACCAACGAGCGCGACUUUGCAAACUUCUCUCGCGCGCUCAACGACACCGUCGGCAAGUGGGAGCAUGACUGGAAGGCGUUCUGCGAUAGCUGUCAGGAUAUGGAGGAGGAUCGGAUGGAGUUCCUCAAGGACAUCGUCUGGGCGUACGCCAACGCCGUCUCCAUCGUCUGCGUCUCGGACGACGAGUCCUGCGAACACCUCCGCCUCGCUCUCGAACAGUUCGAGCCCGAAAAGGACCAGGAGAGCUUCGUGCGCGACUACGGCACGGGCGAUGCGAUGCCCGAUCCGCCCCAAUUCAUCAACUACUCCAUCGAAGGCGCCCCCCUCCCCUCCUCCUCAUCCAAACCGACUUCCCGCCCAGCCCAGUUCGUCCGAUCGUCGCAGCGAGUCAACAAACCCCUCGCCGCACAGCCUCCGCCGAACGAGGAGGAGACGCUGGUGAACACGGCUGGCGUGGGCGCGGGCGGCCGUGGGUCGAUGGAUCCCGGGCCCAACCGCUCGCAGACGCAGAGCCGCGCGAGCACCCGCGCGCCGCCGAAUGGGAUGAACGGCAACGGUGGGAUCCCCGUCUCGCCCUCGGCGUCCUCGCGCCCGGGGACGAGCCAUACGGACCGUGCGCCGGGAAUGGUCGACCCGACGACGCACAAGACGAUGCUCAAGGUGGGCGACAACGCGUACGAGGUCGACCUGAAUAAGGACCCGCGCCAGCAGCAGAGCGCGCGCGGCAGCGUCUCCGCAGCAACGAAGGUCGGGGACGAGACGGACCCGAUGGUCAAAGCGAUGGCGAGCCUCCGCAGCGCGGCGGGGACAAUCAAGCGCGGGACGGCGGACAGUCAGGCGUCGUCCUCGCCGACGAAGGCCCUAACUCCACCUACGAGCGCGUCGGCCGCGCACAAUCAGUCCCGGGACUACCGCAACUCGGCGGAGCUCGUCGUCGGCGCGUACCCCCUCGCCGCCGGCGGGUCCUCGCGGCCAUCAUCACCCAACCCGCCGACCGCCGCCUUGAUGCAGCCGCCGCGGCAGGCGCCGGCGCCGUACGUUGAUGCUGCGCUGGAAGAUUAUCAGCAGAGCUUCCCCGGCGAGAUUCAGCAGCGCCGCAGCCGCUCGAACAGCCGGCGGGAGAGCUUCAACGGACCCCCACUGCAGCACCAGCAACAGAUCCAGCAGCAGCAGCAGCCGUCUCCUGGGCCACAGCGCAACAGCAGCCGCGGACAGGCGCUCGAGCGCCCCGUCAGCCGCGAAGGGCACGCUGGGAUCGGCGCGAACGGCCGGAGCCCCAGCCCGUCGCUGCGGCAUCCUACAAUGCAGUCCUCGCGCCCGCGGAGCGUUAGCCCCGCGCCGGGCAACAACGGCAUGGGCGGCGCGAGCUUGGACUACAGGGACAGCUACAGCUCUCAGCAGCGCCCGCAUAGCCGGAAUAGCGUCGGGAUCGCGUUGGAUCAGCGGGGGAACGUGUCGAUGGACUCGAUGGCAGAGUCGUAUUUGCAGCAACAGCAACGUCAGCAGCAACAACAACAACAGCAGCAACAGCAGCCUUACCAGACCCAUGCUCAGCAGGCGCAGCAGCAGCAGCUUCAAGCGCCUUCUUCACAGUCGGUGCAGCGCCGCACCAGUAUGACUCGCGGAUAUAGCGUGCAGCAGGCACCCCCGCCGGGCGCAUACGGCGCGCAGCAGCCGCAUCUGCAGAGCCAAGUGUAUCGAGCCCAGCAACAGCAGCCCUCUCCCGCGCGCGCUCCACAGCAGCAGCUCUCGUAUACGCAGCCGCCCGCACACUCCCCCAUUUACGCGCCGCCGCCGACGCACCCGUACGCCGCCGCCGCCACCCCAGCACAGGCCUUCCACCCGCCGCCCCCCCAGCAGCAGUACGCCCCGCCACCACCGGCCAACGGGGCGCUGCAGCGCGGCAUGUCGGCGUCCGGCGCGGAGUACUACGGCGUGCCUGCGCACCAGAGCUACGGGUCUCAGGCGCAGCAACAGCAGCAGCUUGGGUACGGCGGCGGGUACAGGUCGGGGAGCCCCGGGCCGAUCAACCGCUCGCCGUCGCCGCAGCCGAUAGCGCUGUCGCAGCCGCAUCUGGGGCACGCGCCGCAUCAGCAGCAGGUGGUGCCACCGACGCGGCAGUAUACAGACGACGGGCGGGGAGUGUUGUUUUACGUGAAAGCGCUGUAUGAUUAUACGGCGACGAUCCCGGAGGAGUUCGACUUCCAGGCGGGCGAUAUCAUCGCGGUGACCGCGACGCCCGAGGACGGGUGGUGGAGCGGGGAGCUGCUAGACGAGGCGCGUAGGGUGCCUGGGCGACAUAUAUUCCCGAGCAACUUUGUCUCGCUGUUCUGAUUUAUCACGUUCUUUCUCUUCUUUCUUUUUUCUUCAAGUUUCUUCCCUCUGCGCAUUCUUUCCACUUUCAGUGCUCUCACUUUCAUUUCUCAUUCAUCUUGCCUAGCGUCUCCUCUGUUUACCUGAUCCCCUGAUCUCUAUUUCUCGCCUGGAGCUUUUCCUUCCUUUCCGGCUUCCAUUUUCACUUGAUCUGUGUAUAUCUGAUGUUAUCGUGGAGGGGGAAUGCGCUAUAUCCGCUACGUGUGCUCUAUACUCUGUGCUCUGUCGACGAUUCGGAUGUCGCACUGUGGUGCUCUCUUGUGCUUGCUAUGUAGCGGGCGGCCAGCAUUGGGCGGGUGUAAGCGGCGACGGGGUUUUUUUUUUUGGAAAGCUUUGUAAUUUACUGGCUGCUGGUGGGAGGGGCACACGGGGCUGCUGGACCGCUGUUAUGAGCUAUGGUUUUGUACGGACACCUAGUAGUAGUAGUAGUAGUAGUAGUAGUAGUAGUAGUCGUAGUAGUAGUACGUAUGUCGUGCAUGCAUAUAUAUGUCGAUCGUAAUACCACAUGCAUAGUUUAUUGACCU
Molecule: messenger RNA, 3503 nt
Organism: Heterobasidion irregulare TC 32-1
Lineage: Eukaryota; Fungi; Basidiomycota; Agaricomycetes; Russulales; Bondarzewiaceae
Exons: 5
Coding region: 1-2940 (979 amino acids)
Biological process (GO): cytoskeleton organization
Cellular component (GO): cell division site; plasma membrane; cytoplasmic side of plasma membrane
Molecular function (GO): phospholipid binding; protein binding
Source: RefSeq, a predicted model, not a curated record